AUGGCAAAGAAGACCAGACCUGAUCACGGAGAAAGACCGUCGAUGAAACAAACAUCAGUCAACAUCAAAGCAAGUCAACUUACAAGGAGACUCAGCGUGCAAGAUCGGAUUAAUCUCUUUGAGAGCAAACAGAAGGAGAAUUCAAACUCUGCUGCAGGAAACAAACCUGUGGUUGCUGUUGCUGUUGCUAAAUCCACAGAGUUGAGGAGACUUUCUUCUGAUGUCUCAUCAGAUGCUCCUGCAUUCCCUGAGAAGUCUGUUUUGAGGAGAUGGAGUGUUGUUAGUGACAUGAGCUUUGAUUUCACAUCGGAUAAUAAUAAGAAGUUUGAUAAUAGUAGCACCGACGAAGGUCCCUCAGGUGCACCACCAUCAUCUGUUAAUCUUGAUGCCACAGUGCAAGAAGAGUCUAAAGAGAUUAGUCAAAAGGGUGAUGACGAUGAUGAUGAUGAUGUGUGUUCUACUAAAUGUGAUGAUUCUCAAAACCAGACUGAUGGUGGUGAUUUCAAGCAGAGAGAAGAGGAAAGCUAUGUAUCCAAGUCUCAGAAUGUGCCUCAAUCAUCAGUCGUGUUUCCUUAUCGACACUCCCGAUCUCGAUCAGCUCAUAUACCAACCGGACUUGAUAUCAAAAGUGAUGAUCUUCAUUCAAAAGGCGGGAAGAAAGAGAUGUUUCCAACAGCCUUAACAACCUCUCCAAAACCAGCUUCUGCAGGGCCUGAACAGAGACAAAAGCCAUCUGGUGUAGAGGAUGAUCUUGUGAAUGCAGAUUCAGCUGUUAAAAUCAACAGUAACAGAGUUCGUGCAACAUCUGUGGAUCAAAUGCAGAGGACAAGAAUGUCAAGGGAAAGACCUCAAGGAGCUAACGACGAGUUGAAAAUCAAGGCAAAUGAUCUUGAGAAGAUUUUCGCUGAGCAUAAACGACGAGUUUCUCGGGAAGAUCACUCAGCUGGGGAUGAUGAUGAGAAAGACAACGGCAACGUUGCAAUGCGUCGGAAUCUAUCUGAUUUAAGUUAUUCAGAUGGCUCUAAAGGGAAGUUGUACGAGACGUACAUGAAGAAAAGAGACGCAAAACUGAGAGAAGAAUGGAGUUCGAAAGAAACCAAGUUGAAGUCAAUGCAAGAAGCGCUUGAGAGAAGCAGAACCGAGAUGAAAGCUAAGUUCUCUGCUGCUUCCGAGAAGAAGCAAGAUUCCAUAUCAAGCACACGGCAACGAGCAGAGAAAUUCAGAUCUUUUAACGCUCGGUCAAGUUUGAAAAAGUAUCAGAGCGAAGAAGAAGACGUGAAAGAGAAGCCACAAUCUGUUGGAAAGAGUGCUUCAAGAAGCUCCUCCCAAGUCAAAAAGGCUCCAUCACCAAACCGGAGCUCCAGAGUCUCGAAACCAUCAGGUAAAGUUUCAAACACUAACAUUACUUCUUCCGGGAGAGGGAGAAGAACAACAGAGAUGAUGAUAACUCCGGUUGCACAAUCUUCUGUUCCUAGUUUCUCUGAUCUUAAGAAAGAAAACACAAAACCAUCUUCUUUAGCUGUCAGAAAUGCUCCUAUGAUGCGAACACAGGUGAGAGGUAGUGGUAACAAGAAGACCACAAAGGAAGACACACCGUCUCCUGCUAAGCCUCGAAGGCCAAGAUCGUUAAGGAAAAGCUUCUCCGCGAGCAUUGAAUUCACAGAGUUGACACCUCUCUACUCUGAUGAUAUGAUGAACAAGGAGAGGAAUCAGAAACAGAACUCAGACGUUGAUGAUGUGCCAGAGAACUUGAGGAAUGAGGAGUUUGAAGAAACUGACUCUGAAGCAGAAGAAGAAGAAGUAGAAGAGAAAGAAGUUGUGGAGAGUCCUGUCAAAGAAGAAGAGGAAGCUAGAGAAAUUGAGACUUUAGUUGUUGAGGACGAGAAGCCUUCACUUGAGAACUCCUCAGAGGAUGAAAAUGUGACUUCUCAGGUAGACUUACCGGCGAGAGCUCUACCUUCAGCGUUUCAGCAUAAUGUUGGCUCUUUGAUGGACUCACCAAGUGAGAGUCCUCUCUCUUGGAACUCGAACUUGCAGCACGCAUUCUCUUAUCCGCACGAGCAUUCGGAUGCUGAUGCUUCAAUGGAUUAUUCUCCCAUGGGAAGUCCUGCUUCUUGGAGCUCAAGAAUGAGGAAGAAAUGGGGAACAACAGCUCAGAGUCCUGUUCUUGUUUCCAACUCUUCUUCUCCGCUCCAUUCUCGGAAGGAUCUAACGAAAGGGAUCAAACGUUUGCUGAAGUUUGGAAAGAAAACUCGUGCUGCAGAUAGUCUGAUGGAUUGGGUCUCUGUAACGACAUCUGAAGGCGAUGAUGACUCUGCUUAUCGAUCAUCUGAUGAGUUGAGGAAGUCAAGAAUGGCAUCGUCUCAGAGUCAGCUUUCUGAGGAUGAACAAGCUUCAAACAACUCGAUGCAUCAAGGGAGCUUUAAAGUGAAAGAUGGUGAAUUUAAGCGAUCAUUCUUCUCACUUUCCACAUUUCUUAGCAAAGGAAACGACUCCAAGCCAAGAUAA
Molecule: messenger RNA, 2508 nt
Organism: Microthlaspi erraticum
Lineage: Eukaryota; Viridiplantae; Streptophyta; Magnoliopsida; Brassicales; Brassicaceae
Source: the annotation of a GenBank genome assembly